AUGUCUUCGACCGCCCUUACGAUCAGCCAACCCUCCCGCUCCCUCCAUUCCCGCCGCAAAUCUUCCUUGUCUGCAGCGCGACUCAACGAAAACUCCAGAAACGUCGACCCCGUCGCCAUGAUGCCUUCCGCAUCGCAAUCGCAACCCUCUUCGCAACAGUCCUUCACAAUGAGCCAGCAAUCCCAGGCCGGCUACCGCAACUAUGGAGCGGACUCUAGGCUCGCCAAUGAGGCGCCACAAAUCUACAGCGCCGUCUACUCCGGCGUCGAUGUCUACGAAAUGGAAGUGAACGGUAUCGCUGUCAUGCGCAGGCGGCAAGACAGCUGGCUCAAUGCGACCCAGAUCCUCAAGGUGGCCGGCGUCGACAAGGGAAAGCGCACAAAAAUCCUCGAAAAGGAGAUCCAGACCGGCGAGCACGAGAAGGUCCAGGGAGGCUACGGUAAAUACCAGGGUACCUGGAUCAAGUUCGACCGCGGCGUCGAGGUGUGCCGCCAGUACGGCGUCGAGGAGGUUCUGCGCCCCCUGCUGACCUACGACAUGGGCCAGGACGGCGGAGUCGCCGGCCGCGGCGAUUUCAACACGCCCACCAAAGAACAGGCCAUGGCCGCCCAGAGGAAGCGCCUCUAUAAUGCUGGUAACGAGGCGAGGACGAACGGCAUGGCCGGUCUCAACGGCACCUUUUUCAAAAACAUCUCGGCCACCGCCUCGCACGCCGUCGCCGCCAUCAGCAAGGCCCGCUUCGACUCCCCCGGCCCGAGGAGUCGCAACGGCCCGACCAAGACGCCCAGCUUCAGCCGCCAGAGCUCCAUGCAAAACGGCGAUGACUUCCCCGGCAACUCCCAGCAGAGCUUCGCUUCGGACUUCGGAAACAACCCCAACGAUUCGGCCUACUCGACCCAGCAGACGAGCCAGCAGCCGUUCGCCGACGGCCCCGAGCCCCCUCGUAAGCGCCAGCGCGUGACCAUGACCCCCCAAGAGAGCUUCGGGGCGUACAGCAACUCCAUGGAGAUGUACCAAAACAACUUCCCCGGCUCGCCUACGGAACCCAACGAGUCCUUCAUCUACUCUCAGGCGAACCCCACCACACACGACGGCCACAGUCCCCUGAGCCCCCUGCCGUUCGAGAUGUCCCCCGACGCCGAGUCGAAGCGGAGCAUGCUGAUGAGCCUUUUUAUGGACUCGGCGACUUCAGACCAGUCCAAGCACGAGAUGCUGCGGACUUUGGCUCCCAUAGAGCUGGACAUGCCCAUUGACCAACAAAGCCACACCGCUCUCCACUGGGCCGCCACAUUAUCGCGUAUGUCGCUGUUGCGCUCGCUAAUCACGGCCGGCGCGAGCCCCUUUCGUGUCAACGCCUCGGGGGAGACUGCUCUUGUCAGGGCGUGUGUCGUGACAAAUUCCAUGGAUCUGGGCCAGUUCCCCGAACUUCUCGACGUCCUCGGGGGCACCAUUGAGGUCCGCGACAGCAAGGGACGGACCGUGCUGCAUCACAUUGCCAUGACCAGCGCCGUCAAAGGAAGGAACGCGGCCAGCCGGUACUAUCUCGAGAGUCUCUUGGAAUGGGUGGUGCGGCAAGGCAGCAACCCGGCAACCAACGGAAAGGGGGACAGCGCGCCGGCUAGCUCGCAAAGCCAGCCGCAAGCGCAAGCGCAGCCCAAGAUGGGCAUCGCGCGCUUCAUGACGGAGAUUGUCAACGCACAAGACCACGCUGGCGACACGGCGCUGAACAUUGCUGCACGGAUAGGAAACCGGAGCAUUAUUUCGCAGUUGCUGGAGGUUGGCGCCGAUCCCAACAUUGCCAACCGCGCCGGUCUCCGGCCCGUGGACUUUGGCAUCGGGGGCGAUGCUACAGAAGAGGGCUCGAAGAUACUCACCGGGGCCCAUGGCGCCGGCACCAACGAGAUCAACGGAGAGACCGAGAGGGACGGGAUCGUCAGCAGCGAGAGGACAAAGGAAAGCAGCGACGACAUAAUUUCAUCCAUCACACACCUUCUCAACGAAGCGAGCUCAACGUUCCAAGGCGAAGUCAAGACGAAACAGGCCGUCAUCGAGUCCCUCCACUCGACCCUCCGCACGACAUCGGCGCAGCUCGGCGAGGCCCGGCGGAACCUCGAGGCCAUGCAGGCAACGUUGCGGAAGCAGCAGCUCGCGCGGCAAAAGGUGUCGAACCUCAGCCACGCGCGCGAGGAGGAGCAGGUGCGCCUGACGCAAGAGCAGAACCGUGCGGGGCGGACCGAUUCGCUCUCGUCGUCGUGGGAGACGGAGCUCAGCGCGGCGCUCGAGACGGCCGGCACCAACGGCGAGGGCGGUCUGCUACCGUCGGCGGCGGUUCUCAAGGCGCGGCUGGCCGCCGUGUCGGCGCGGAGGGACGUGACACGCAAGAUGGCGGGCGCGCUCAAGGGCCGGAGCAAGGACCUAGAGGUCAAGUACCGGCGCGUCGUCGCCAUGUGCACUGGCGAGCCCGAGGACCAGGUCGACGCCGUCGUCGACGGCCUGCUGCGGGCCGUCGAGAGCGAGAAGGGCGAACUGGAGGUGGAGCGCGUGAGGCGGUUCCUCGGCGGCGUCGAGGGUGUGGUGCAUUGA
Messenger RNA from Colletotrichum higginsianum IMI 349063, 2583 nucleotides. Its product is annotated as Start control protein cdc10. NCBI's taxonomy places the organism in Eukaryota, Fungi, Ascomycota, Sordariomycetes, Glomerellales, Glomerellaceae. The record is from RefSeq and is a predicted model, not a curated record. The transcript has 3 exons. Bases 1 to 2583 code for a protein of 860 amino acids. Gene Ontology annotation, molecular function: DNA binding; protein binding; transcription coactivator activity. Gene Ontology annotation, cellular component: SBF transcription complex; MBF transcription complex.